AUGGAAGGACAAUUUUCGGAAAAAUCAGAUGUCUUUGGCUUUGGCAUAUUAUUACUGGAGAUCAUAAGUGGAAGACGGAACGCUAGUUUUUAUGAGGAAGAUCAGUUCUCGAGCCUUCUAGGACUAGCAUGGAAGCUGUGGAAUGAAGACAAUGUUCUAGCCCUGGUGGACCCAAACAUACCUGUUAGAUGCUUCGAGUUUGAGCUUUUGAGGUGCAUAAAUCUGGGGCUUCUUUGUACGCAAGAAAGUGCAAAAGAGAGGGCUUCCACACCAGCUGUUGUUUCAAUGAUUAACUGUGAAAUCGUGGAUCUUCCUCGUCCAAAGCAACCUGCAUUCACAGCGAGACAAUUAACCCACGAUAUAGAUCCCUCCGGCCAAAGCCUAAAGAGAUGUUCUGCUAACGAUGUUACUCUUACAGUUAUACAAGGAAGAUGA
This is a messenger RNA of Eucalyptus grandis, 435 nucleotides long. Its product is annotated as G-type lectin S-receptor-like serine/threonine-protein kinase SD1-13. The record is from RefSeq and is a predicted model, not a curated record. The transcript has 2 exons. Gene Ontology annotation, molecular function: protein serine/threonine kinase activity. Lineage: Eukaryota; Viridiplantae; Streptophyta; Magnoliopsida; Myrtales; Myrtaceae. Bases 1 to 435 code for a protein of 144 amino acids.